AUGAUCUCAGAGCUCUCAAGAUCUGAAAAUUCACCUGACAAAUCAGUCAAGAUGUCCACGAUUUCAAAGCACUUUGGACUGAAAUACAAAGAAGAAUCGUACAUCUUUAAAGAGCUGGAGAAGGUUCGCAAGGAGACCAAAAAGGAAUUUCUCCGAAUCAAGGAGAAGUUGGCCGCCAAGCCAGCAGUGGAUGAAAUCCCCGUCUUCGGCCUCCGGCUCCCCAGCCCGGCCCGGUAUGCGGCGAAGGGAAGCGCUUCCCGCGUCGGAUCCCCCAAACCAGCAGGCUCCCCUCGGGUUAAAGGUCGUGCGCGCCCAACUGCGACCCUCCCGCAGCCGGCGCCCCGAGGCGCCCCGCGGCCCCCGGGCCCGAGGGAGGUGGCCGCUCCCGGGAAGGGCCGGCCCUUCCGCCCCCAGGACUUCUACUUGCGGAGCUCCGCGUUCCUCCGGCGCCGGCCCCAGAAACCGCCAGUCAUCGCGCCCAGGGCCGGCACGUCCAGACCCGUGGUCCUGAUGCCGCCGCGCGUGCCCACGGGCAAGGCCAGGGCUCACCGGGGCUCCAGGACCCCGCCGCCGGCGGACUCCAAGCCCGUGCUCGACCCGGCCCGGGGGCGCGUGGCCAGCCUGGAGCCGGCUCAGCUCGCCGAGGUCGGCCAGGCCAGAGAGAGGCUGCCCGACUCCCUUUCCAGCGACGAGGGAGACGCGGAGGCGGCCGGCCGGCGGAAGAGAGUGAGGAUUAACACCCGCUUCCUGCUCGAGGACUCGGAUGGCGAGUCGCGGGAAGCCCCCGGGUCCUCUUCCAAAACCGACCGCGAGAGCACCCCGCCGAGCGACUCCCGGGAGGUCAACCCGCAGGCCCCGCAGCCAGUGCGUGCGAUCCCCAAGUCCAUCGAGGAGAUCAUCGCCUCGCUGCAGUCCGAGGCCCAGUUGGCCUCCGACCAGACCAUCAAAGAGCUCAUCCACAGCGUCCUUGGGCAGAACUACGACAUUAAAAUGGAAGAUAUUUCUUUAAUGGGAAAAAGGUACUGGCAGCAAUCACCUCAAAUGCAAGCAGAGCAAGGACCACAGAUAAGUAUUAAGGAAACUCAAAUGAAUGUGCUUGAGACGCUUCCUGAAACUGUAUCAAGUAUUUUCCAGAUUGAACAAGAGGAUGUAUUGGAAUGGGGAACCUCAGAAGCAGAAAGCAUAUUAUUUAAACCUCAGGAAACUUCGGAAGUUCAGUCAGCAAGUGAAUCAAGUAAACCUCUGGAAGGCGCACAGCCCAUAGGUGAUUCAAAAAUAACCAAGCGGGUAUCUUUAAAGGUGAAUUCAUCAGAAUUGUUGCAAAUCAAAGGAAAAGAAGUUAAGCGAAGGCGAAAAAGUAAAUUUGGAGUUACACCACAGAGACCAAAAAAGAUUUCAAAACCCAAGUGUGGUCAAAAACUACCUAAAAAAAAAAUUCCAGACUACUCCACUUGGACCCUUCACAACCUGUGCACCACCAUCCCAGCCAAAGAGCUGCCCGUUGACUUGCGCGUGGCCUCUCGAGUGUAUCAUACAGCCGACAAGAAAGGUCACAAUACUGUGCUUGGAGUAUUCGGAACCUCUUUGUUAGAUGAUCGCUAUACAGACGAAGAGCAAAGAGAUAGAAUACUGCACGGAGCUCCUGUUAUGGAUGUCAGUCAAGAAUAUGCUGCUGUCGUUCCAUCAAAACCAGGGAUACUGCCUGAACUGAUACCAGGAACUGGCCAGAGUGCUCACAAACCACAGUUGCAACUCUUCGGAGAGGAAGUGUCUGCUUAUCCAGGAGUUACAAAGUUGUUUUGGAAUCUAACUUCACCCAAAUUCUCUGUUCCAGUAUCUGUCAUGAAGGAAACCGUCUAUCCAAAAUAUGAGAGUGCACAAACAAGCAGAAUUUUAAUUGAGAAAUUUACAUCUGAAAGCAAGGAAAGUAUCAUUACUUUAAAUCAGCAUAGGAGAAGUUCCAGGCAUUUUUUCCUGAGAAAAGCUGCAUCAUUUGAAAAUAUCCAAAAACAUUUCAGCACACAGUCUACUCAAUUAAAGAGAGUAAAAUCUGCAGUUGAGUUGAAUAAGGACGAGACCAUAGUUCUAUCAGAAUUUCAGGAUGACAUGCAAAGCAAUAUAAAAGAGGUGAAGCUUCAAAAAGCAAAGGAGUUGGAGCGUUGGAUGACUGAGAAAAACGAAGCUAAGGAAUCUGUCUCUGAGAAAGAAAGUAUAGAUACUAUCUUAGACUACAUGCACGGCAGAUAUGGUUCAAGAGACCUGUCUUUCACUCUUAUUGAAGCAUCUCGACAAGCUGGCAUUAGUUACAUUGUUUAUCCCAAGAAAAAGAAGAUGAGACGGAGGAAAGGACUGAGACUCAGUAAACUUACACUUGUGUAUGAUGAGUUAUCCAAGCCUCCAAAAACUCUUAAAAGAUCACUGUCCCACGGAGUCCUUCCUGGACAGAAGAAAUAUUUGCUCAGGAUUCCACAAUAUGAACGUGUACUUCGGUGUCCCAGUGUACCUUUGGAUUUAAAUUUUGACAAAAGUGCCCAAAUUAAAAGAAUUCUAGAACAUAAUGAUCCUCAAACAUGGGCUCCUGAGAUGGUGUCUCAGUUUAAGCAAAAGAAGACAACCCCGAGAGUUAAAAUAUCUGUUGACAAAGACUCAUUUGAAACAGUGAAACAAUCAGCAAAGCUGGACUUGAGUGAUUCUUUGACCUGUGGUCUUCCUCCAGCAGUCAUUAAACAUUAUGAGUCCGAAGUGGAGAUCUUGACUGAAGAAAUAAAUAGUAAGAAGAAAUAUCCUGCAUUUUUAUACUGUAGGCGUGGAGCUCUUAAUAGGAAACUGGGAAAGUUACAGAGUGCCAUGAAUGAUCUACAGGAAGCUAUAUUCUUGGAGCCAUUGUUCCUCAAUGCCUAUUGGCACCGACAUUUCAUUUAUCUUUUCCAAGACAAAAUUAAUGAAGCUUUGGAUGACUUGAAUUUUAUAAAUAAAUACAAUAAAAAUAAUGCAGAUGCAUAUUUUUCAAGAGCAGAAAUUUUCAGAGAAAAAAAUGAAAUUACGUUGGCAAUUCUAAAUUAUACUCAGGCAAUCAAGUGCAGGCCCACGGAAGCUGAUUUGUACUUCCGGAGGGGUGAGAUGUAUGAGACAGAAAACAAAAUGCUGGCCAUUGAUGACUUUUCUAAAUGUAUCUUUUAUGAUCCCAAAAGAACAGACGCAUUAUUUAAACGUGGGAUGUUCUACUAUGAAAAUGAAAACUGGAUUGCAGCUGAACAAGAUUUUACAGCCUUGUUAAAAAUAGAUCCCCAAAAUUCUCAAGCAAGGAUGUACCGAGGGAGAGCAUAUUUUAAACGAAACUUCUAUAAGCAAGCAGUUCAAGAUCUUUCUAUUGCAGUUCACUUAGAUCCUAAUAACUGGUUAGCAUUGUAUUAUAGAGCCUGCUUAUUUAGGAAGAGUAACCCUCUUAGAGCGCUACAGGAUUAUAGUGUUUCAGCUCUCAUAAAUGAUGGCUAUGAGAAUCUUAGUUGUUUCCUACAUCGGGGCAUACUCUAUGCGGAUCUGAAACUUUGGUUGCUAGCAAUUUGUGACUUUGAAGCCGUUAUUUCUCUAGAAAGAACAAUGACUUUGGCCUAUAUAAAUAUUGGCCUCAUAAAUCUGCUGCAUCUGGAUAACUACAUUGAAGCCACUUCCUAUUUUUCUGAGGCUAUUAGAUAUGACCCUAUGUAUAUUCAAAGCUAUAUUUGUCGAGCAGAAGCCUAUAAUAAGUUGCACAAACUGAAAAAGUCAGUAAGAGAGUUAUCUUAUGCUAUCCACCUUCAGCCAGAUGGAAUCCAAUUAUAUAUAAUAAGAGGACAGUAUCUUCUUAAAAUGAGAUGCUAUGAUCUUGCAAAGUUCACUAUUUACCAAGUAGCAGAAAUGAACAAAGGUCUCAUUGAGUUGAGUCCUAUACAGCAAGCACUCAUUUAUUCAUUUUGUGAGAACCAUGACAAGGCCAUUCAGGUCUUGGAUGGGAUCACGUUGAAUAAGCCUGAUAUCCCCAUGUGUACUCUGUUAGCAAAAGCGCAAAUGAAGGCCAAGAGAAACAAGGCUUAUGAUUCUUUUACAAAAGCUGUGAAAGCAAAUCCUGAUUUUGCAGAAAGCUUUUAUCACCGCGGUCUUUGUAAAGUCAAACUCCAUAAGAAUGGCUCGAUCCUGGAUUUCAAUCGUGCGAUUACCCUUGAUCCUAAACAUUACCAGGCAUAUUUAAGUCGAGUAGCCUACUAUGGUUUGAAAGGCAGAUACUCCAAAGCAAUCUUGAGUUGUAAUGAGGCCAUCAAAAUUUACCCUCAGAGUGUGCGUGCCUAUGUCUACAGAGGAGUUCUGAAAUACUACAGCAGGACUUAUAAGCUAGCGAUUACAGAUUUAACUACAGCUAUCAACAUGGAUAAAAACAGUUAUAUAGCAUUUUAUAACAGAGCAUUAUGUUACACCAAGAUAAAUGAACUUCAAAUGGCAUUAACAGAUUAUGGAAUUGUGCUUCUUCUUAAUGCUGGAGAAACUGUGACAUUGAACACCUACAUUAAUCGUGGACUCAUCUAUGCAGAAUUAGAACAGUUCAUUUUCGCAUUAGAGGAUUUUAAACAAGCUGCAUUGAUAAGCAAGACUAAUGUGAGCCUAUGUCAAGCUACUGCUAUGUGCUAUCACAGGAAUAAAGAAUUUGAAGAAGCUGUCAACUUCUUCACCUGGGCUGUUAAAAUUGAUCCACGUUUUCUGGAUGCUUACAUUGGACGGGGAAAUUCUUACAUGGAAUAUGGACAUGAUGAGGCCACCAAGCAAGCACAGAAGGACUUUCUGAAAGCACUGCAUUUUAAUCCAGCCUAUACAAAAGCCAGAAUUUGUUUAGGCUAUAAUUUGCAGGCCCAAGGAAAAUUCCAGAAAGCUUGGAACCACUUUACCAUUGCUAUGGAAGUUGAUCCAAAGAGCUACCUAGCCUAUGAAGGAAGAGCUGUAGUCUGUCUUCAGAUGGGUGAUAAUUUUGCUGCAUUUCAGGAUAUAAAUGCUGCCAUAAAGAUCAAUGGUACAGCAGAAUUCUUAACAAAUCGUGGUGUGAUUCAUGAGUUUAUGGGUCAACAACAGAACGCAAUGAGAGACUAUCAAGAAGCAAUUUCUUUAAACCCCACCUACUCGCUGGCUUACUUUAAUGCAGGAAAUAUCUACUUUCAUCACAGGCAAUUUUCCCAGGCUAGUGACUACUUCUCAAAGGCUUUAAAGUUUGAUCCAGAAAAUGAAUGUGCUACCAUGAAUCGAGCUAUUGCAAAUACAGUAUUAAAGCGAUAUGAAGAAGCAAAAGAAGAUUUUGCAUAUGUAGCUGAAAGCUGUCCAUUGUGGGCUGCAGUAUAUUUUAACAGAGCGUACUUCUACUGUUGUUUAAAGCAAUAUGAACUGGCUGAAGAAGACCUAACUAAAGCUUUGUCUUUGCAACCUAAUGAUGCUCUAAUAUAUAAUCUUAGAGCAGAAGUUCGUGGUAAGAUAGGUCUGAUUGAAGAAGCUAUGGCUGACUAUAACAAAGCACUUGAUCUUCAAGAACAUGCCUUGGUGGUAUGACUACAUAGACCACAGAUUCUGUAGCAAUUUACACAGUUGUUCUUCCAGAAAUUGAAACCUGUUUGUUGCUUUUAAAAAAGUUUUCACUAUCUUCAUUAUAGUAUUCUUUGUGUUAGUCUUUUAUAUAAUCCUUUGAUACAUUUAACAUCUUCUUUAUAUAUUAAUUAUAAAACUUUUAGAUCAUUUUCUGCAGAUUUGUAACAACCCAAAAAUGAAUUUUUUUCACAAGAUUAGAAUUUAAAUGAGAAUGUUUCUCAAGGGCCCUAGUAACACAAAAUAUUUUCUUUAAAGUAAAAUAGUUCCUUUAAAAAUAAUACUGCAUGAUUUUAGGAAAAGGAUCAUUGACCUUUUCAUCACUACCUACAUAUUCAACAAUAUCCAGAUUAAAAAAAAUAGAGAGCUGAUGACUAUAAAGAAAUUAAAGUCAAGCACAUUUCCUUUCUCCUCCUUUGAACAAUAUCUGCACAGGUCUGAAUUCUUCCUAGUAUGUAUGUUGUUCCAACACAUAAACAUGUUUCUCUUUUUCAUGUAGCCUCCCUCUCAGGAUGGCGCCUAUGAAGAUUUUGAGCAUCCGCCUCUUUAAUGCAAAUUUUAUA
Molecule: messenger RNA, 6161 nt
Organism: Capra hircus (goat)
Lineage: Eukaryota; Metazoa; Chordata; Mammalia; Artiodactyla; Bovidae
Gene: TTC6
Product: tetratricopeptide repeat domain 6
Exons: 31
Coding region: 1-5565 (1854 amino acids)
Molecular function (GO): protein binding
Source: RefSeq, a predicted model, not a curated record